Messenger RNA from Coniophora puteana RWD-64-598 SS2, 3546 nucleotides. RefSeq lists its product as uncharacterized. Bases 1 to 3381 code for a protein of 1126 amino acids. Lineage: Eukaryota; Fungi; Basidiomycota; Agaricomycetes; Boletales; Coniophoraceae. The transcript has 4 exons. The record is from RefSeq and is a predicted model, not a curated record. Gene Ontology annotation, molecular function: protein binding.
AUGGCAUCUCCUCCUCCGCCGGUCGGUGUACAGGAAGCAGCAAGAUGCUCGACACAGGCAUGGCAGGACGCGCUAACAAGUCUCUUUGCCCACUCGAAGGACCGCUUCCCCGAUGUCGUAUGGGAACUGCAGUCCGAUGGCGACCACCAGUCUGAUGAACCAGAGCUCGUCUGGGGUCACAAAGCAAUCGUAUAUGCGAGAGCUCCCCCAUCGUUCCAGGCCCGUUACUUCCAGUUCCGCCCUGCCCCAGCAGCGUCGCCAUCCCCAUACUCUCCCUCUGCCACCCCAGCCCCAGCGCAGUCGUCUCUCUCCCUUUCCCUCACCCUCGAUUUGCCCCGCAACUCCCGAUCCCCCUCCCCCUUUGGCCUAGCCCCGUCCCCUGCUCCCUCCACACUCAACGGCGGCAACCUCCGCAUACCCUUGGCCGUCAACUCCGUCCUCUUCUCCAACGAGCUCGAGUAUCUCUACACAGGAAAGGGUCUCGGAGAGGCUUUCGAGUUUCUCUUCGACACCUCCGACAGCCGCGAACUCGUCGAUGCAGAAGAUGCAGAGGAGAACAGGCUGGACAAGCUCAGGAAGGAUCUCGUCUUCAUGUGGAGGUCUCGUCUCUAUUCCGAUGUUCGUAUCCAGCUCUCCGGCACAUUCAGCUCCAGCAACCAUGAACCCGCAACCGCCAUCUUUUCCUCCCACAAAUUCAUCCUCAUGUCCCGCUCCCCAUACUUUUACACCCAGUUUAUCUCGUGGGGAACACCCACAAACCUCGGCGAGUUGGCCACCGUCACACUCCCUUCUCCUCCCUUUACCCCUGCCUCCCUCCACUUCACUCUUGGAUACAUCUACACCGGCACUCUCGUCUUUUCUCAUCGGACUUACGAUCUAGACACCGCCUUUGCCAUCAUGAAGUCCGCGACCUAUCUCCAGCUCGAUUGUCUCUAUGAUGAAGUACAGUCACGCAUCGUACAAGAGAUGCUUCAUGGUCUUUUUCAUGCCUUCCUUGAAUUUACCGAAUACGAACGCAUCACGGGCGGCAAGUGGGGAACUGGUGGUUGUCGUUGCCGCCAAUGCGCCCGUCGCAUCCCUCGUGUACUCGAGUUCGCCAUCGCCGAAGACGUCAAAAAUAGUCAUCUCGAGCGUGGUGCUCGUCGUGCCCUCGUCGGCAUCUUUGGUGAGGGCUGGUGUACCUCCGAGUUUGCCACCCUCCCUCAGAAAACCCGCGAUAACGUCCUCAAGGGCCUGGCCAAGCGAACUACCCCCCUCAACGUUUUCCCCCUACUCUUCUCCGCCAAUCACGCCCUUCGCAAACUCGAUGCUGUCAUCGACGCCUGGGCAGACAUCUCCCGGGAUAUGGUUAAUUCUGCCCGCAAAGCAAUCGACGAUUGUCUCGUAUCUCAUGUCGAAGAGUGUUUCGAGCAACCCGACUGGCUCGAGAUCAUGGACGCCGACGGUGUUCAUUUCGAGGAUGGCGAACGUGUGGGGUGGGUCAUGGAUGCAUUAAAGCGAGGUCUAAACGAGAAAUACGCUGGUAUGGUUUAUCAGACUCUCAUAUCUUCAAUUCUCCUACGAACGCAAGAGGGAGAUGUUGACAGCCCAAUGCUGUCCAAGACGUCGCAAGUCCGUGUUCAGGUGGACGAAACCAGAGCCGACGUCCUUCGAUGGAUGCGCAAGCGUUGGAUGGGGAUUCGCCAGGAGGGCGGCUUUGAUGGUCUUGAGACGUGGACGCUGAGCGAGAUAAGUCAUGAUAUUGAUAUCCCUGUCGAAGAUAUGCAAAACCCGAACGCUACCGGUCGACCCGUCAAGAAUGGCCGGCCGUCCCUCGUCAAGACCGAUGACCAGUCUGACACUGUCAGUAUGCAUUCACUGCGUGCUAGCGUGCUCAACCGCUCGACUGGCCCAAAGCGCGACGUCGCUUCCUCCUCCGCCUCUGUUCGGUCAGCCCGCAGUGCCGUGUCUCGGAGGCCCCAUGCCCCUGCAACUCCCCGUGCUCACGGCAACGACGGUCGUCCAGAUUCGAAACUGACGCCCGACCGUGUCUCUCUCGUUUCCGUCGGCUCCACUGCAUCAACCUUGACCGAAAAGCGAGUUUCCAAGAAAACCCCUUCAUCGCGGGCUACAGAUACCAACGGAACAACACCCCGGACGACGCCUAGCCGCAUGUCGACAGCUAGCACCAGUACUCGGACCAAGUCCCUCACCCCAUCCCUGCACUCGCGACCCUCCAAUGUGUCAACUCGCAGCGGCGCUGCCUCCGAUGCUAACGGCAGCGCACUUCCCUCGCUCCGUAUACCUUCUAACCCGAGACCUGCUUCGGCCUUGUCCUCUGCUACUAGCGAGUCGUCUACUUUCAGAACUGCACCCUCCCCCUCUUCCAACCUUCAAACGCCUACAACUAGCGCUGCAAGGGCACGACGGCAAUCAACUGCCUCCUCGGUCUCGACCGCCAGUGCCAGAACAGUGGGCACGGCUGGCAAGAGCCCGAUGAGGACCCGCAUCUCCUCUACCUACUCCACGGCCUCUACCGCUACAACCUCGUCAGCGGUCACCAGUAAAUCAUCUGUUUCAAGGCUCUCCACCAAGGAACCGAUUAAACCAAACCCCAAUGCCACCAUCAAGGCUUCACCAAAUCGUGCCUCCACUGCGGCCAGGACACCUGCUUCAAAGGUCGUCAUCAAGAAACAGCGCUCGCCUCCCGUCCCUACUACCGACAGUAUUUUUGGAGAGAAGGGCAAGGCAAAGGAGACCGCACGCGACGAUGGACCAGCCGCUGAUACAGAGACCCCCGAUCAGAUUGCUGCUCACAGCCGGACGUCCACCGAGACGAUCACAGCAAGUACACCCCGGACCCCCAUGGACCAGACAGCUUCGUUGUCAGAGGAGGCGGUGUCUAACCUCCCUCGUGGUGCAUGUCUAGACAUUGGCAUACCAUGUAUAAUCUCCUCCAAGCGAAAGCGCUUCCGUGCCUUUGCUCGUUAUAUCGGCGAGGUCGAAGGAGAAGUGGGUCCGUGGGUUGGCGUCGAGGUCCCAAUCGGCGACGGUUGGGCAGGUGAUCCAACUGAUGGGCGGCAGUGGAACGACGGAACGUGGGGUGGCGUCCGAUACUUUGACAUUGGCAACGCCGGUUCUGAAUGGGAAUUUGGGGAUGACCAUCGUGCGCCUCGACGGAGGCGUGUUGACUGGAUUAAUGGCUCGUCAGCCGUGGAUCUCAAGGGCUCCAUUAACCUCAAACGUGACGCCAAUCAUCUUACCGUCGGUACUAUGAGAUCAAAACGCUUGAGAAGUGCCUCCCCUGCUCCCUCCGACCUAUCCAACCAAGAAUCUCGUGGACUCUUUGUACGGCCGCAGCAGGUCUUGUAUGUCGUUGACGCUGUCGGCGAAGACUUGUGAUUGCUUAUUGGCUGCGUUCGUUUCGUUCUGUUUUGUCGCUCUGAUUAUGCUCAAGUAUACCAAAGUCGCUCCUUUUUUCAUUAGUAGUAUUCGUAAUGCCUUUUUCUAUUGGGAUACCACGUACCUUAUACCAAACGGUGGUCACAUUCGUUUCAUUUUCCAUGU